This is a messenger RNA of Letharia lupina, 510 nucleotides long. RefSeq lists its product as uncharacterized. The coding region runs from base 1 to 510 and encodes 169 amino acids. The record is from RefSeq and is a predicted model, not a curated record. NCBI's taxonomy places the organism in Eukaryota, Fungi, Ascomycota, Lecanoromycetes, Lecanorales, Parmeliaceae. The transcript is spliced from 2 exons.
AUGCUCCUCAUUCCAGAGGGAGAACCUUUCGGAGAAUUAGCGCCAGUAUUAGACGAAUCCGUUAUUGGCUUUCCCAGUGACAUACGACCAGCUCGGCCUGGAGUAAAGGAGAUGCUCGAGCCUGCCAGAUUCGAGCUUGGCCAAACCGGCAUACCAGUUCCCAAGCUGGUUGUCUUCGCUCAAAGCUUGCUGGACACCAAUAACGGCGUCGACCUUGAAGAUCUGGUAAAUGGUAUGAACCUGUCAAUGGAGUGGGGAGAAGAGUAUCUUGAACUUGAUGGAAGUACGGACGUAGCCUGGGCGAAUUGGAAGGCUGAGGCACUCGAGAGAGAAGGAAAGAGUCUGCAUGGGUGGGAUGGCAGCCCGGAAAAGAGGCGCGAGAUAUGGCAGAGCACGGUGUCAGCCGACGGGGAGAAGUGGGGUCAAGGCUGGAAAUACAACGCUGCCUGCGAGACGAGGUUUUGGAGGCGGGGUCAGAGGCAUCCUCGAAGGCGCAAAGGCGGCUUCUGA